AUGAAACGUAUUCCAAUCAUCUUGCAUCCGUUUUUAUUGUUACUGCUGCUACUGCAGGUGCUGCUGCUACAGGUUCUACUGCUGCUACUUCAGGUACGCUGA
Messenger RNA from Peronospora matthiolae, 102 nucleotides. The record is from the annotation of a GenBank genome assembly. NCBI's taxonomy places the organism in Eukaryota, Oomycota, Peronosporomycetes, Peronosporales, Peronosporaceae.